AUGUCUUUGUCGGUGACCGAGUGGUGCGCUGAGGCCGGCUCACGCGGUGUCCAUGAACCGAGCGCGUCGGCAGUGGGCGAAGCAGGUACAGCGAGUUGUAGCUACCGAGCUGACGAAACGUUGGCAACACAGCUGAUAACGGAGCGAUGUGCGGUGCCAGGCGAGUCACACGCCCCCGUGGACGGCACAAACGAUCCAGAGUCCGUGAAUGCAACUGCGAGCUCGGAUGAGGGUCGGAAUCGUAAGCUCUCCUUGAUAAGUACCUCGUGCGGUAGUGACUAUGGAGAGCAGGGCGAGCUUCAAGAGCCUUUAGCCGGUUCAGGCGACGCCGGCCUCUUGCAAGGAGUCUGUGAGCGUUGCCGGGCUGUACACGACCGGUCUUACGGCAGCGGUCGUUUCUGCAGCGUCCAGUGUGCUCGGAAAGUAGCAGCCAAGGCCAAAUGGGAGCGCCACCGUUCUCAAAGACGUGCCACAGUCCCGCAUGAGACCAGCAAGGGCUCGACGUACAAGCAGGUGACGGAGCGUCCCGGAAAGGAGCACCCCCAUAAGCGAUGGCGAACAUGCGCUCUCUCGCGGACGCAUCAAGACGCUGGGAGGCAGGCUCUGAUAGCUUCAGAUGCGCUGCUGCAACGUACGCGCUCGCCACACAUCCUGGGCCGCCUCUAUCCGGCAACCGCACCAGGUAUCUAUCUACCAUAUUCGUGGACGCAUCUGGACGCGCUGCUGCACCAGCAGCCUAAACAUGGAUUGCAUGAACCGGAGGCUGUCCAGCAGGGCGAACUCGGCUCGAACGGGUGGCCUCUUCCUGGUCACGCGUGCACGGCUGCUGCUGCCGCCGCCACCGCCACUGCCACGGUGUCGCGGGGCAUCGGCCAGGUACCGCUCCCGCCGUUCUCGGUGGCGUUCCGUAGACAUUGCGCUCAGAGCACGCAGCACCUGUGCAGAAGCGUACAACCUCUACAUUGUCGUGAGCAGAAUCUGCCCUCGUUCGAGAAAGUGCUUCGAUUCGCAAAGGCGAUGCCGUCGAUAUGGUCCGUGCAGACGACAUACCUGCGGGAUCCUUUCCGCUACACCAUUUGA
Cyanidioschyzon merolae strain 10D is the source of this 1080-nucleotide messenger RNA. RefSeq lists its product as hypothetical. The coding region runs from base 1 to 1080 and encodes 359 amino acids. The record is from RefSeq and is a predicted model, not a curated record. Lineage: Eukaryota; Rhodophyta; Bangiophyceae; Cyanidiales; Cyanidiaceae. The transcript has a single exon.